UCGGCCGGAGGAAGGAGCUGCUCAGGUUUUCCGUGUCAGGGAAGAAGAAACUGGGCAGUUGAACUGCGCUGUGCGAUGCGCUUCCUGGGUUUUGAAGAACAAGGUCUUGAAGUCUUACUGGAAAGCAACUUCUUCCCAAAAUCAAAGGCAGGUUCAGUGCAGUAGCAAUAAUCCCAUGGUUUGCCCUGCCUGCAGCUGAAGUUAGGAUUCAUUGCAGUUUUGCUCAAUCUGCUGUGCUUCACAGGAGAGAUUUUCAUGGAUCUCAAUAGUGCUAGCACUAUUGUUCUGCGAGUCUUGACCCAAGCUACUAGUCAAGAUACUGCAGUGCUAAAACCAGCUGAAGAACAACUGAAGCAGUGGGAGACACAGCCAGGUUUUUAUUCAGUCUUGUUGAAUAUCUUUACAAAUCAUACCCUGGAUGUGAAUGUAAGAUGGUUAGCUGUGCUGUACUUCAAGAAUGGAAUUGAUCGGUAUUGGAGACGGGUGGCACCCCAUGCUCUUUCUGAAGAGGAAAAAUCUACCUUGCGUGCUGGACUUAUUACUAACUUUAAUGAGCCAGUGAAUCAGAUAGCAACUCAGAUCUCUGUACUGAUUGCUAAAGUUGCUAGGGUGGACUGCCCAAGGCAGUGGCCAGAACUUAUUCCCACUCUUCUGGAAUCUGUGAAAGUCCAAGAUGAUCUUCGACAACACAGAGCAUUACUUACCUUCUAUCAUGUUACGAAAACCUUGGCAUCCAAACGACUUGCUGCAGACAGGAAACUCUUUUAUGAUCUUGCGUCUGGUAUUUAUAGCUUUGCAUGUUCCUUAUGGAAUCAUCACACAGAUACAUUCCUACAGCAAGUUUGUACAGGGGAUGAAGCUGCAGCCACAAAUUCACUAGAAAGAACAUUGUUGUCAUUGAAAGUCCUUCGUAAACUGACAGUCCAUGGAUUUGUAGAACCUCAUCGGAGUGUAGAGGUGAUGGGCUUUCUACAUGCAGUGUUUGAACGGCUAAAACAGUUUCUGGAGUGUAGUAGACGUGUAGGAGGAGAAAACGUAUGUAGAGAUCGUCUAGAAAAGACUAUAAUUCUGUUCACUAAAGUGCUUUUGGACUUCCUGGAUCAACAUCCUUUUUCGUUUACCGCUUUGAUUCAGAGGUCAUUGGAGUUUGCUGUAAGCUAUGUUUUCACAGAGGCUGGUGAAGGAGUUGUAUUUGAGCGAUUUAUUGUACAGUGCAUGAAUCUCAUUAAGAUGAUUGUAAAAAAUUAUGCUUACAAGCCAUCCAAAAAUAUUGAAGAUAGCAGUCCUGAAACUCUUGAAGCACAUAAGAUAAAGACAGCAUUUUUCACAUAUCCAACACUAAUGGAAAUAUGCAGGAGAUUAGUCACUCACUAUUUCCUGCUAACAGAGGAAGAAUUGACAAUGUGGGAAGAGGACCCAGAAGGCUUCACUGUAGAAGAGACAGGAGGAGAUUCUUGGAAAUACAGUCUCAGACCAUGCACGGAAGUUCUUUUUAUUGAUAUUUUCCACGAAUAUAAUCAGACUCUUACCCCUGUGCUUUUAGAAAUGGUUCACAGUCUACAAGGAUCUACCAACAUGGAAGAUACCAGUGCCAUACUGAUUAAAGAUGCCGUGUAUAAUGCAGUUGGACUUGCUGCUUAUGAACUGUUUGAUAGUGUGGAUUUUGAUCAGUGGUUUAAAAAUCAACUAUUAGCAGAACUACAAAUUUCUCAUAACAGGUAUAAACCAAUACGCCGACGAGUAAUUUGGCUGAUUGGACAGUGGAUUUCUGUAAAAUUCAAAUCAGACUUGAGGCCUAUGUUGUAUGAGGCAAUUCGUAACUUGCUUCAGGACCAAGACUUAGUGGUCCGUAUUGAGACAGCCACAACACUAAAGUUAACUGUAGAUGACUUUGAGUUCAGAACGGACCAGUUCUUACCGUAUCUGGAAUCCAUGUUUACACUGCUCUUUCAGCUGCUUCAGGAAGUUACGGAAUGUGACACCAAAAUGCACGUUCUUCAUGUUCUGUCUUGUGUGAUUGAAAGGGUCAAUAUGCAGAUACGACCAUAUGUAGGAUGUUUGGUUCAAUACUUACCCCUCCUUUGGAAACAGAGCGAGGAGCACAAUAUGCUACGAUGUGCCAUUCUAACCACCCUAAUCCAUCUUGUUCAGGGACUGGGGGCAGACAGCAAAAAUCUCUAUCCGUUUCUACUUCCAGUUAUUCAGCUAAGUACAGAUGUUUCCCAGCCUCCGCAUGUCUAUCUUCUGGAAGAUGGUUUAGAAUUGUGGUUAGUAACAUUGGAGAAUAGCCCGUGUCUUACACCUGAGCUCCUGAGAAUAUUUCAGAACAUGUCUGCCCUUCUCGAGUUGAGUUCAGAAAACCUCAAAAACUGCUUUAAGAUCAUCAAUGCUUAUAUUUUCUUAUCCUCUUCUGAAUUUUUACAGAUGUAUGCCACUGAUUUGUGCCGGUCAUUUUGUGAACUCUUAAAGGACAUAACUACUGAAGGUCAAGUUCAAGUUUUAAAGGUUGUGGAAAAUGUCCUAAAAGUAAAUCCAGUUUUGGGGCCUCAAAUGUUUCAACCUCUUCUUCCAUCAGUAUUCAGGGGGAUUAUAGAUGGGGAGAGAUAUCCAAUGGUGAUGUCUACUUAUCUGGGGGUCAUGGGUAGAGUUCUACUACAAAACACAAGUUUUUUUUCAUUACUUUUGAGCCAGAUGGCUUGUGAAUUGGGUCAGGAGUUGGACCAAAUUCUCGGUAACAUGAUUGAAAUGUGGGUUGAUCGGAUGGAUAACAUCACUCAGCCAGAAAGACGAAAACUUUCUGCUUUGGCGUUGCUGUCACUUCUGCCAUCAGUGAAUAGUGUUAUCCAAGAUAAAUUUUGUGGUAUCAUCAGCAUUUCAGUGGAAGGGCUACAUGACGUUAUGACUGAAGAUCCUGAAACAGGAACAUACAAAGACUGCAUGCUGAUGUCUCAUUUUGAAGAGCCCAAAGUUACAGAAGAUGAGGAACCUCCCACAGAACAAGAUAAAAGGAAGAAGAUGCUUGCAUUGAAGGACCCCAUACACACUGUGUCAUUGCAGCAGUUCGUCUAUGAGAAGCUAAAGGCCAAGAAGGAAUUACUGGGAGAACAAGGUUUUCAUGCGCUUAUGGAAACUGUGGAUACAGAAAUAGUUGCACAGCUACAAGAAUUUUUACAAGGCUUCUAAACAAGUAGAAACAAGAUUUUUUUUUAUGUCCAACUUCCCUUUCAAAAAAUACAAAAAAACCCAAAACUCUGGGCUUCCCUCUUGUAUAGAAGAGCCUACUGAAAGCUGAAAAUAACUUGUUUAAAAAAAAAAAAAACACACACACACCGAAUCCUUGAAAACGUUUUUUCCUCACUGUAAGGCUGAAGGAAUAAAUGUAAAUUGGCUCCUGACUAGAGUUUACAAACUUGUUUCAUGAGUGUGUGAUUUUCUGUAUAUGAAGAAUGGUGGAUUUGCAUAAGGAAAUAUGUUUAAUAAUUUUUUUGCUUCCUUUGCUAUUAAUAGAAAAGGCGAGGUUUUUGACUUUGUCAUUGCAUAGUCCUAACAUUGAGAAGUGGAAGCUGAUUUUGGAGGUGUUUUUAUGCAAUGGUAACAUUGUAAUUUCUCUGCCUUACCCUUCUUAAUUGCUACUGGGUUUUUUUUCUUCAGCUGUUUAAGUAGGGGUACUGUUACAGGAGGAAACACUAAGUUUUUAAUUAAAUUUAAAUGUUAAACGUUAUAUGCACACACAAAUCUGUGUAUGCCUAAGAUUCCCAGGCUUAAGGAGUUGAAUGACAUUUUUUCCUUUCAAAAGAAUGAGUAAAUUACCAAAUGUGAAUUUUGCCUGAAGUUGAUAGGGUUUGAGUGUACUGUAGGUAUUUAAGCUAACAGCCUUGGUAGAAGUGGGAUUUAGGGUGUAUUUAGCGUUGCUGAGUAAGAGUCCUUUUCAUAAGGUAAUGAACAUCAUCUGAAACCUAUUGAGUACAUUUGAUUUUAGAGCAGACCCUGUAGGAUGUAAUGAGGAUAGCUGACUUAUGAAACAUGAUGGAGAAAUCUUGAGCAUAGUUGGUGAUUCAAAGGAGGUAUUUUUUUGUCAUCCCUCAUUACUAUCUUUAUUCCUCAAUAGAAAAAAAAUGUUGCAGGGAAAGUGAACAAGGGAAAAAUUAUUCUUAUGCAGUUCUUCUAUGCUGACAGACUGAGUUUUAUUUUCUCAAAACUGUUUGAUAUCAAAAUGCACAGUACAAUCUUACUAUAGAUGGCUAUGUACAGCGUGUAACUGCAGAGUCCUUUGUUCCUCUGAGAUACAGAACUGUACUACAAAUUCCAAUGUUUCCAAAAAGACAAACAGUAAAGUGUCAAUUAGACUUUCCAAAGAUACCUCACUUCUGACUUACUUAAUUUGCAUACUGUUACUAUAGUAUGUAAAACUACCUGUAAUUUAGAGAAUGAUGCCCUCCUCCACUUACCUUAUUGGACCUUUAAGGAAUGAUUGUGCUGUCACAUAGAAUAAGUCCUUAAAACUCUUUGUGGCCUUGAUUUUUCCUCUGUGCUUUAAGAUCAACUAAAAGCUUCUUUGCAUGAGUUAACCCUCACACUGUUAAUAUUUCCAUUACUCAUUCUAAAACACAUUUAAAUAGACUUUCCUGGAUUAUUUUCUGUAGAAUAACUGUUGCCUUUAAUUUGAUACCAAUGCACAAAUAUAAAGACGGACAAUAUAAAGACACAUAUGAAGAUGGACAUUCCACAAAAUGCCCAUCUCUCCUGAUGGGCUUUCAGCUUUAAUUACAGUGUUAUUGAAGGUUUGUUUUAACUAUAAUUUUAUGUAGUGUUACAUGAAAAGAAAGUUUUGUUUUUUUCCAAUCCUUCAGUUAAUUUAUAGCUUUUAGUGCUGAGUUACAGAGAGAACUGUUGCCCACCUUAAACUUCUGUUGUUGCUAUUAAACUAACUUUGUUAA
Messenger RNA from Struthio camelus australis, 4937 nucleotides. The record is from RefSeq and is a predicted model, not a curated record. NCBI's taxonomy places the organism in Eukaryota, Metazoa, Chordata, Aves, Struthioniformes, Struthionidae.